AGCUGAGGCCGAUAAGGAUUGUUGGCCUUGCCAGCAGGAACCAUGUCUUGGCAUUUCCCCCUCUUCCUCGUGGUCACAGUGACUUUGCCCUCCGUGUGCCUCCAGUUUAAUCCUCAGCCUCUGGAGGAACUAGGCUCUGACAUAGGGAUCCAAGUUUUCCACCAGAUUGUCAAGUCCAGGCCUCAGGACAACAUCGUCGUCUCCCCCCAUGGGAUCGCGUCUGUGCUGGGGAUGCUGCAGCUGGGAGCCGAUGGCCGAACCAAGGCGCAGCUCACCUCCGUGAUGAGAUACGGCGUGAAAGGAGCUGGUAAAACGUUAAAGAAGAUCAACAAGGCCAUCGUCUCCAAGAAGAAUAAAGAUAUUGUGACGGUGGCUAAUGCAAUGUUUGUGAAGAAUGGCUCUAAAAUCGAAGUGCCUUUCAUUACCAGGAACAAAGAUGUGUUUCAGUGUGAAGUCCGGAAUGUGAACUUUAAGGAUCCAGCCUCCGCCUGUGAUUCCAUCAAUGCGUGGGUUAAAAAUGAAACCAGGGGUAAGAUCGACAAUCUGCUCUCCCCUGACCUGAUCGACGGCGUGCUCACCAGAAUGGUCCUGGUCAACGCCCUGUAUUUUAAGGGUUUGUGGAAAUCACGGUUUCGACCCGAGAACACAAAGAAACGUCCAUUUGUGGCAGCUGACGGGAAGUCCUACCAAGUGCCCAUGCUAGCCCAGCUCUCUCUGUUCCGGAGCGGGUCAGCAAGCACCCCCAAUGGCUUAUGGUACAACUUCAUUGAACUGCCCUACCACGGGGAGAGCAUCAGCAUGCUGAUUGCGCUGCCGAGCGAGAGCUCCACCCCUCUCUCGGCCAUCAUCCCUCACAUCAGCACCAAGACCAUAGACAGCUGGACCAGCAUGAUGGUGCCCAAGAGGGUGCAGGUCGUCUUGCCCAAGUUCACAGCCACAGCAGAAAUGGAUCUGAAGGAGCCGCUGAAAGUUCUUGGCAUCACCGAGAUGUUUGACCCAUCAAAGGCAAAUUUUGCUAAAAUAACAAGGUCAGAAAACCUUCAUAUUUCUCACAUCUUGCAAAAAGCAAAAAUUGAAGUCAGUGAAGACGGAACCAAAGCUUCAGCAGUCACCACUGCGAUUCUAAUUGCAAGGUCAUCUCCUCCCUGGUUUAUAGUGGACAGACCUUUUCUAUUUUUCAUCCGACAUAAUCCUACAGGUGCCUUCUUAUUCAUGGGGCAGAUCAACAAACCCUGAAAGGUCCUACAGAAGAAGCCAUGCAAAGCAAACCCAACUUUGCUAUGAAGAGAAGACUCCUUGCCUACAUCUCUCAUAGUUCUGUUAAAUAUUUUUUUACAUUCCUUUCUUUUUCAAAACUAGUUCUUAGGAACAGAGACUCAAUGAUGUAAGCAUUUCUAUUCCAAGAUGUGUUACAGGCGGGAAAAGGGCAGGAUGGCUGGAACCCUGUACUGAGCAAUGACUAGAGGGCUUCCAAAUGUUUAAAAGAGUCUUUAAACUACUGAGUGGUUACCUAGGUAACAACCCUCUUGAGUAUUUACUGUCCAGUUCAGGAUUUUUGUUUUGUUUUGUUUAAUGUAUGGCUUUGCAGAAGACAUUGAAUCAGUGUGAUGGGGGGAAAAGACAUUUUAUCGUAGCUUUUACAUUUUUAUGGAAAAAAAUAUUAUUGGCCUUUUAAAUUUUUUUUGGUCUCAUCCAAAGUCUUGAUAGUAAGCAUUAUUUGGGGGGUAGAAAUAGCGAAAUCUCUAGCCUCUUUGUGUUUUUGAUGUUGUUGUUGCUGUUGUUUUAUAUAAUGCACGUAUUCACUAAAAUAAAGUUUUAAAAACUAAUGUCUUGCUAGACAAGGUUUGCUGUUGUGCAGUGUGCCUGUCGCUACUGGUCUCCUGUACUCUUUGGAUUUGCAUUUUUGUAUUUUGUACAAAGUAAAAAUAAAGUGUUAUGAGUAGUAAAAAAAAAAAAAAAA
This is a messenger RNA of Myotis brandtii (Brandt's bat), 1960 nucleotides long. It is a transcript of the gene SERPINE2, whose product is annotated as serpin peptidase inhibitor, clade E (nexin, plasminogen activator inhibitor type 1), member 2. The record is from RefSeq and is a predicted model, not a curated record. Lineage: Eukaryota; Metazoa; Chordata; Mammalia; Chiroptera; Vespertilionidae. Gene Ontology annotation, molecular function: serine-type endopeptidase inhibitor activity. The transcript is spliced from 9 exons. The coding region runs from base 43 to 1236 and encodes 397 amino acids. Gene Ontology annotation, biological process: negative regulation of endopeptidase activity; negative regulation of plasminogen activation.